This is a messenger RNA of Bradysia coprophila, 821 nucleotides long. RefSeq names its product Cuticle-tanning hormone bursicon (gene Burs). Gene Ontology annotation, molecular function: BMP binding; receptor ligand activity. The record is from RefSeq and is a predicted model, not a curated record. Lineage: Eukaryota; Metazoa; Arthropoda; Insecta; Diptera; Sciaridae. Gene Ontology annotation, biological process: animal organ morphogenesis.
CCCUGGUAACGUGUACAUUGAAUAGACUCGUGCCAUUAUCCGUUUUAUAAAAUGAACAUUUUGUGCGCAAAAGUUUUAUCGAAAUUGAAGAAGACGUGUUAAGGAUUGAUAAUAAAAGAGAACGGACAAGCCCAAUAGACAAUACUCAUCUGUUAAGAUCUGCUAAUUUAAUUGAAAUCAAUCGGAAAAUGUUGAAAACUAUUUUGUUCGUAUUAGCAUGUGCUUGUGCAUCAAAACCGGAAUCGAUGACUGUGGGUGCGAACGCUAACAGCAAUGAUUUGAGUGGUAGUAAUGAGUGUCAAGUAACGCCAGUCAUACAUGUUCUUCAAUAUCCUGGAUGUGUACCGAAACCAAUACCAAGCUUUGCAUGUAUAGGUCGAUGUGCCAGUUAUUUACAGGUUUCUGGUAGUAAAAUAUGGCAAAUGGAGCGAUCGUGCAUGUGCUGUCAAGAAUCUGGUGAACGAGAAGCAGCUGUUUCUCUGUUCUGUCCGAAAGCGAAACCGGGUGAAAGAAAAUUCCGAAAGGUCUCCACAAAAGCUCCGUUGGAAUGCAUGUGUCGACCAUGCUCUGGUGUUGAGGAAAGUGCUAUAAUACCGCAAGAAAUCGCUGGCUACGCAGAUGAAGGUCCACUGACGAAUCAUUUUCGGAAACUUCAGUAGUUGGUUUAUUAUGAAUCAUAAUCGGAGGAACUCUUAAAUAAAUGAAUUAACUGUUUUUGGGGUAGAAAUUAGUAAAAUUUUCAUUUAAAUUUUUUGUGUUUCGUAGCGAAUUGAUCGACAUUUUUAUUCGUAAAUUAUAUUUGAUUGAAACAAAUUUCUUUC